UACAAAUACAAGCUGUUCCCACGACAUAAAUUUCAACCUCAAAAUUCUUCUUCUACUUCACACUUCGCAGUACUUUUUCCUCCCUUAAACCGGUUGCAUAAUUUAACCUGAGACUUCAGACAGAUUAAGAACCAUGCCGAAGGUUUAUCCAAACGAAACAGCAACGGAGCAAACAAAAACCCCCCAACAUAUUUCAGACAGGAAAGUGGAGGCAUUAACAGUAUGGAAAAAAUCACUUCUCUUCAACAGUGACGGUUUUACAGUUUUUGAUACAAAAGGAAAUCUUGUUUUUCGUGUUGAUAAUUAUCAAUCCGGAAGUAAAAAGGAAAUUGUUUUAAUGAGCGGCACCGGAAAACCUCUUCUUACUAUCCGUCGUAAGAGAACGAGUUUUGCAGAUAAUUGGAUGGUGUUCGACGGGGAAACUGCAGUUAGUCCAUUAUUUCUGGUGAAGAAGCCCGUGAAUUUCUUGGCUUCAAAGGACCUAGCACACGUGAUAUCAUGUCAGAGUAUCAACGGUUUAAAUAAGAAUUUGAUGUAUGAGAUUACCGGGUCGUAUGCACACCGGUGUGUGGCGGUAUAUGAUAACAAGAAAAGACUUGUAGCUGAAAUUCAAAGGAAAGAAGCUAAAGCAGGUGUAACAUUUGGUGGUGAUGUAUUCAAGUUGACAGUACAACCCGAACUUGAUCAGACAGUUGCGAUGGCUCUUGUUAUAUUAAUGGAACAAAUGUUUGGAUUGGGAAGAUCAAUCAGUUUACGGUAAUCAAUGAGGCAGUGGAUGAUGAAUGGUUUGAUGAGCUAGCAAAAGCCUGGAACCCCAAAAAGAGAAGUUAUCCUGUUUUGGGCUGACGAGAUGAUACCGAUGUCGAAUUGUGUCGUGUCCCAGCACCUCAGAAAAUUAAACACCCCUGCACGCAGGCUCAACUACAAUUCCGAGGUUACUGCUCCUGAAUCGCCAACCUGAAAUGCUCAAAAUGCUACAAUGAUCGCUUAUGGACAUGGAUAAUAGUGCAGCCUGAAUGCCAAUUCGCUAGGCAUUGACAGCCCAAGCUAAACUAAAUCUCUGAGUCGUCAAACAUCAAAAUAUUUGAUAUGUACUCAUUAAAGUAUAAAAUUAAAUGUAUAUAUCGUCAUCUUGGCACUAAAAGGCAGAUGGUGCCAACAACCAAUGUAUGUACCCUGUAAGUAUUGUUUAUGUCGAACUAAUAAGGUUCAACAUAAUUUAAUAUAUUUCUUGUGUCAUUAGACUGUAUAUAUAAAAUUGUUUCUUUGUCUACA
This is a messenger RNA of Papaver somniferum (opium poppy), 1275 nucleotides long. RefSeq names its product protein LURP-one-related 8-like. The record is from RefSeq and is a predicted model, not a curated record. Bases 134 to 760 code for a protein of 208 amino acids. The transcript has 2 exons. NCBI's taxonomy places the organism in Eukaryota, Viridiplantae, Streptophyta, Magnoliopsida, Ranunculales, Papaveraceae.